Cynara cardunculus var. scolymus (artichoke) is the source of this 896-nucleotide messenger RNA. RefSeq lists its product as uncharacterized. NCBI's taxonomy places the organism in Eukaryota, Viridiplantae, Streptophyta, Magnoliopsida, Asterales, Asteraceae. The transcript is spliced from 2 exons. The record is from RefSeq and is a predicted model, not a curated record. Bases 93 to 737 code for a protein of 214 amino acids.
UGACGCUAGCGCUUGGUUUCUUGAAUUUGAAUUUAGUCUCUGCGAAUCUUACAGAUUAAUCUCGUAUCUAGUUUCUUGGAUUUGAUCCAUCAAUGGCGGAAGUGAAAGACGCCCAACAUCACGUGGUCGAAAUCAUGGUGGACGGAGAUCAUCGGAUUUCCACCAUCGCCGCCAUACAAGACCACCCAUUAAUGGAAAUCUCAGAAUCCCCCGGCCACCUUCUUCUGUUAAAGCUUUGGCAGAGAGAAGAAGAUCUAUUCGGCCGUAGGAUUGCCCGCAAAGAAACACGAAUCGACGCUCUCACUCGAGAGAUAUUCCAACUCUGUCUAUUUUUCUUCACAUUUCAUGGGUUUUUCUUUACCAUCUUAUUCACAUCAUCUCAUAACUCUAACUCAUGUCGAAAAUGGUGGAUUCCGAUUCUGGUCUCGUUAUCUACUUGCUGUAUGAUGAUCUUGUUGGUUCAGAUGAAACUUUGCAGGUACUGGAAGGUUUAUGGACAGUUGCAGAUGGAAAGGACAGACAGUCGAGCGUUAACGAGAUGCAUUCAGGAGCUGAGGAUGAAAGGGGUCAGCUUUGAUCUGUCAAAGGAGCCUGGAAAUGGGAAGAGGAUGAAGAGUUCAAGUGUAGAGAUCAAAUGGAAACCAGUAACUUGGUGUCAUCAGUAUCUCAUCACUAUUUGGCUUGUUUCUGUUAUGGGUUUGGCUGUUCCUGUUUGCAGAUUCAUGCUUUGUGCUUAAUAGGAGAGGCAACUUUGAAUUUUCAGUGGGGGAUGAAGCAUUUUGGUCCGGUUCAGAUUCAUGUUUAGUAAAUUAAAAUUAAGCAUCUUUGAGUGAUCUUGAAACCAGUUGUAAUUAGUAACACAGCUUGUGUUAUGUGAAUCAAUUAUUCUUUUUAAC